This is a messenger RNA of Salpingoeca rosetta, 1344 nucleotides long. RefSeq lists its product as uncharacterized. Bases 31 to 1344 code for a protein of 437 amino acids. Lineage: Eukaryota; Choanoflagellata; Craspedida; Salpingoecidae. The record is from RefSeq and is a predicted model, not a curated record. The transcript has 3 exons.
GCGGGUUUGCAGCGAUUGCUGUUGUUGUUGAUGGUGGUUGUGGUGGUGGUGUUGUGCGUGUCGCCCAGUCUUGGUGCUGCAGGAGCACCGCACCGGCCCUGGUCCGUGCAGCAUUGGCAGGAGCGUGGGCAGAGGGCGGCAGCGUCUGACGCGUCCAUCCUGAAGAUGGUGGCGCAGCUUGAGGAGCUGGCGCAGGAGCACGCUGGUGGCGAGCCCGCGCUCAUUGCCCGCUUGAAACAGAGCCUCGUCCUCCCCGCAUGGACUUCCAACCAGCACCGCAACAGCAGCAGUGGGCAGCCGUCGUCAUCGCUAGGGCAGCCGCGAGCAGGGCCCACCUUUCCGUUGCGGCCAGAUCAACGCUUCAACGACAUGAUCCUGUCGCUGCUGCCGGCAGCCAUCAACGCCCACGUGUUUGAGCUCGCGGCUCAUGCGCUGUGCAUGCAGCUGGAUGCCUUCCCGGAGCAGAUCAGCACGUGGUUGGAUGCAGGACAGCUACUGCAGAUGACGGGGCGCACCUCCCAGUCUGUGCUGCUGCUGGAAGCGCUGGUGCAGCACCACCACGACCACGCAACCCAAAGUGACAUCCGGCCCUGGCAGCGCCGCACGCAGCUGCAAGACGACGCAGCGUACGCCCUGCACAACCUCAUCAUCAGCUACGCCCACCUGCGCGACGAGGAAGGCAUGCAGCGCGCAUUCCGCGACCACGCCGCCUUCUUCCGUGUUCCUUGGCCGUCACCAACUCAGAUCCCAAUGCACUACGCUCCAAGUCUCACCGCCAAGCCGUUCCACAACCCGCGCGCGAUCCCAGAUCUCGUGCGCCUGGAGGCUGCGUUUCCAGCCAUCUUGGAUGAGCUGACUGCAUACCUUCAGCAGCACACGGUGGACACGCUGCGGGCUGAUCACGGCCUGGCGGCGAACGACGGCGACUGGACAGAGGUUCUGCUGUGGGACUCGGGGCAAUUCACGGACAAGUGUGCACACUUUGGGCACACCUGUGACGUCCUCCAACACAUGCCCAUGCUGACUGGGCAGGUGGAAGGGCGUUGGCUGUCGGGGCAAGCGACCAUCUUCCGGCUUGCUCCAGGAGCGCAUCUCAGGGCACAUACGGGUUCAACCAACACGCGGCUGACCGCACACCUUGGCCUCAUUGUCCCACCCGGACCACAGCUCAUCGUCAACAACACCGCUGCCACGUGGGAGGCCGGGAAAGUGAUACUGUUUGAUGACUCGUUCAUCCACGAGGUGUACCACUUUGGCACGGAGCCGCGUUACGUGCUGUAUUGCAGCGUGUGGCACCCCGACAUUGCCCGCGCACAUCAGCUCCUCACCAACAACGGCAGUUAA